CUGGUGUGUCGAAUUAUCGCGCGUGCGGUGGGUUCAGAUGAUGGUUUGAGUGUUUACUUUUGACGCUUGAAGGGAGAGACCGCACGACUACACGUGGUCGACUACUACUACCACUAAAGAUGAGAGAGGGUGUUUUUUUUUUGCUGCCGUUCGUUCGUUCUGCGUGCCAUUCACGCGCCACAGACCAAGCAACCAACCAACCAACCAGGCCAGACCAGGCCAGACGAGACCAGUCAGGCCGCCAAACCUCGAGCCAGACGCCAAUGUGCGCGCCAGUCCGCGUAAUACCAUCGUACGGAAAGGGUGUGCGACCGAGCACCAGAGCGAAGCGUGCGUGCGUGCAAACGAACGACCGGGAUUAGGCGUAGUGUGCUGUGGUGCGGUUCCCUUUUGCUGUAGGUGUAGUGCUCCAUCCCGAUAAUCUUCGCUUCAUCUUCGCGGUUUCGAGACGCUAUUAGUGACAAACGCAAAGUGCAUUCCCGGGGUGUGACCGCGUGUACAAUGAUGAUGAUGAUAAGCCGUUGAGAAGUGGAAUGAAGCCGUGUGUCUGCGUGUCCAAGUGCGUUAGAGAAGACGAUCGCGAACAUGAGUGUUAGCUUUGUUACGGUGCGUUACUGAUCAAAAUACCGCGCGUGAUAUCAAGGGCGUGCGUGCGUCCGUGUGUGUAUGUGCCGCGAGGUAGACGAUGGCCUACCUAUCGGAUGUGGAUCUCGCAACGCUACAUAAAUCACGGCUCGAGGAGCGUGUCCAGUACCGGUUAUCGUCGCUGUGGACUCGCGAUACGGAACCAUCAUCAGCAUCAUCAUCGGAUCAGGAAUACCGAACCCAUUCGUCCGGGCCACUACUCACUGGUGCCCACUCAGUGUACCGUGAACGUGCCGGAAACGGUGCAGCAACAACAAUGGCCGCGUCCCAACGUACUACUCCCAGCGGCAUCACUAGCGGCAUCGAUGGUACAACCGUCGGCCGUCGAUCACGGUGCGAUCUCGUGAACAACAAUCACAUCGUACUCGCAACGGAAACGGCAUCCUCGAUGCAGGAGCGCAUCCUACAGCAAUCGUACGGGAUGCGACAGCGUUCGAUUUUGGGCCAAGGUUACGAGCGAGAGCGCCCUUGUGAUAGACCAAUGGCGACGACAACGGUCACGACGGCGGUGACACCAUCGUCGAAGGCUUUGUUGCAGCAACAGCACCAUCACCAUCAUCACCUACAGCACCAUCCGGCCACGAUCAGCUUCGAUGGUCAUGUGAUACGCCCUAGGAUAAGAAGUAGCAAUAGCAUGUCAAGCAGUGGCACCAGCAGUAGUAGUAGCAGCAGCAGCAGCAGCAUCGGUAGCAGUAGUACCAGUAGUACCGGCAUGAUGAUGGCGGCAACUUAUGGCGGCCACAGCAUCCUCGGGAGCAGCAGUAGCAGCAAUCGAACCGGCGCCAAACACGUCGAGUGGAGCGAUGACGAUCAUCUGCACGACGAUGGCUACUUCUCGUCCGAUACGCGUCGAAGAAGGUCCGGCACCUGGCCGCGAACACGAAGUCUGAACGCACCAUCACCGUUCCAACAGUUUGGACCAUGCGGUCGAAUUAUGAAAAACUCGGCGAUGGUGAUGCAAAUCCAGGAUCCAGCUAGCCAGCGGCUGACGUGGUACAAACCGCCGCUAGCAGUGCUGGUCAUCAAGAAGGUGCGCGACUCGAAGGUACUGCAACCGUUCGUUGAGCUGGUCGAGUGGUUAAUCCACGAGAAGCACAUGGUGGUGUGGGUCGAGGCGGCCAUCCUCGACGAUGCUCUGCUCACCGGUGACAAGCGCUUCACGAAGCUGCAGGAUAAACUGAUCACCUUCAAGGAUGGUCGGGACGAUCUGACGGACAAGAUCGAUUUCAUCAUCUGUCUCGGUGGCGAUGGUACGCUGCUGUAUGCGUCGCUUCUGUUCCAGAAAUCGGUUCCACCGGUGAUGGCGUUCCAUCUCGGUUCGCUCGGUUUCUUGACCCCGUUCCAGUUCGACAACUUUCAGGAGCAAGUGACGAACGUACUCGAGGGCCACGCCGCACUGACGCUUCGUAGCCGUCUUCGUUGUAUCAUCGUGCGGAAGGACAAAACGGAACAGGAGAUCUCGACCUUCAAAUCGUCCCAGGAUCCUUCGAACAACAUACUGGUGCUGAAUGAGGUGGUCAUUGAUCGUGGUCUUUCGUCGUACCUGAGCAACAUCGAUCUGUUUUUGGACGGCAAGCACAUCACAUCGGUCCAGGGUGAUGGGUUGAUCGUGUCGACACCGACGGGCAGCACGGCGUACUCGGCGGCAGCCGGUGCAUCUAUGAUUCAUCCCUCCGUGCCGGCCAUUCUCGUUACCCCGAUCUGUCCGCAUUCGCUCAGCUUCCGACCGAUCGUACUGCCGGCGGGUGUCGAGUUGAAGAUUGCGAUUUCACCCGACAGUCGCAACAGCUCUUGGGUGUCGUUUGAUGGACGAAAUCGUCAGGAGCUCUUACACGGUGAUAGUCUACAUGUGACAACCUCAAUCUACCCAGUGCCGAGCAUAUGCGCCCAGGAUCAGAUCGCCGAUUGGUUCGAUUCGCUAGCCGAGUGUCUCCACUGGAACGUGCGCAAGCGGCAAAAGUGUCUCGACGAGCUGUCCGAUCUGACCGGUUCUGGCGCGGAAGAUGGUGGCAGUGGUGGAAGCAGUGGUCGCGGUGGUGCAGAAAAAAUCGAUGGCAUUAUCCGUGGUAUGGAGAAGUUGGGAAAUUGAAUCAGAACUAGGCAUGGAAGCAACCGCAGUGAGUGAGCUAGAGGAUCGCGAAAGUGGAGUGCACUAUAAGCAAUCAAAAUGGAAUGUGAGAUUCGCCGAGGAUCGAAUCGGUCCUUCGGAUGUAUUAGCAUCGGCUGUAAGCUGAUUGGUGUGCUAAAGCGGGAAGGUCAAGGAAACGGACGGAUAGGAUACAAAGUAGAACCGUUAGGCUAUGUGUUGCGCCGCCAAGAAUGGAUCUAUCUCUUGCUUUUAAAUUUUGAUCUUUUAAUAUUUUGUUUUAGCUCUACUACCGUUUCGUUUGGUUGUCCCUUUUUUUUGUUAUUAGCUCUUUCUCGGUUGAAUUUAAAGUGCGGCCAGCAGCAGCAAUAAUAACGGAUUGCAACUACCUAGCUGUCUAUUAAAAACAAGAUCGUUAAUCGUUGAGGUAACUUCAAGUUCGUUAUGUGCACUGUUGUUUGCUGUUGCUAUUUCAUUAACAGCCGCGUUUAAAAGCCUCGAGCAAACGGUGUACAACCGCAAACACACAAACAGAUACUCCGUUCCAUGCCGUUUUCCGGGGUCCGUGGCUUGCGUAGCUUUUGUCGGGUUGGCGUGGUUUUGUUAAGUUUUUUGUGAUGACUAGCAUUGAGGUGUAAAGUGUAGAAGAAAGAGAGAGAGAGAGAUCAUCGUCGCCGCACAAGCAACAGAUGGUCGUUGUCCCGUUGUGUCCUUAGCUUUUUGGAAAUUGUUUGUAAGACAUUAUAGCGCAUAGCAUUCCCGGCGGUGUGAAAGAUAUUUUGUUUGUUGCUCCAGAUGGUGUGGGUCCACAUCGGCAGAAGGAAUUGAACCGUACGUGUACGCGCACGUUAAAGAAUGAUCGUUCGUUUCCUUGAUGCUCAAAUACCUUUUGCUACCGCUACAGCUGCUUGAUUUACUUUGUGAUAGUAUCGAUCGAGAGCCUCUCAAAUUGCGAGUGUGCGCGCGCUGCUGGUGUGGUAGAAGUGUUCAAUAACCGCAAACCGAUCCUGCCCCGGUGUUCGCUCUUCGAUGCUGAAACUGAAACAGAAGCGAUGAAAGCAAAAGUGCAAUGCACCGUUCUUCGUUGCACAACGGCGCAAAGUAGUAUUUCUCACACAACACCAUCAUGAUCAAGAACUGUACUGGUAGCGCAAAUAUACCCGCAUUGAAACACACGCCCAGAGACGCGAUCAGCAAUGGAAUUUAGAUAAAGUGAGGUAAAAUGAAUAUGUAUGUGUGUGAGUGUUUGUAUAUGCGGUAGGAGGGCAGGUUCUCGAUAUCGAAAGAGUAUUGAUCGGUAGAAAAUUUAUACGAAAAACGAGAGCAGAAAAAGACACAAAAAAAGAAACAAACCAGCUGUUUAAGUAUACUAUUUAAUAAAUGCGAGCAUACGGUUUACAAUCGCAAACCAUCGAUUGAUGUCUUCGUUUCGCUCACGGCUUCUCUCA
Anopheles darlingi is the source of this 4179-nucleotide messenger RNA. RefSeq names its product NAD kinase-like. Gene Ontology annotation, biological process: NADP+ biosynthetic process; NAD+ metabolic process. The transcript has 7 exons. Gene Ontology annotation, molecular function: NAD+ kinase activity. Bases 686 to 2734 code for a protein of 682 amino acids. The record is from RefSeq and is a predicted model, not a curated record. NCBI's taxonomy places the organism in Eukaryota, Metazoa, Arthropoda, Insecta, Diptera, Culicidae.